AUGGUUGCAGGCAGGAAUGAUGAUGCUAUUGCUGAGGCAUUGGCGAUGUUGGUUGGUGCUAUUGGUCAGAUCCCUCCAGCGAAUGCGGGUAACCGGAACGGGGAUGAUGAUGAGUACCGUGCUUUAGGGAGAUUCCAUAGGAAUAAUCCUCCUGUCUUUGAGGAUGAUCAUGAACCUGAUAAAGCUCAAGCUUGGCUGAAGGCGAUUGAGAAGAUCUUCAGAGUUAUGAACUGUACUGAUGCUCAGAAAGUGAAGUUUGGUACUCAUAUGCUGGAAAAGGAAGCUGAAGAUUGGUGGAACAACACUCUUCAGAGGUUUGAAGAAGAUGGCAUUGAGGUUACUUGGGAUCUUUUCCGUGAUGUCUUCUUAGAGAACUAUUUUCCUGAAUAUUGUCGUGGGAAGAAAGAGGUGGAGUUCCUUGAGUUGAAGCAAGGAAAUGGUACUGUUGCUGUUUAUGCUGCUAGGUUUCAUGAGCUUAUCAAGUAUUGUCCCCACUAUAAUACUGAUAAAUCUGAGAGAUCUAAAUGUUUGAAGUGA
Messenger RNA from Vicia villosa (hairy vetch), 537 nucleotides. RefSeq lists its product as uncharacterized. The transcript has 2 exons. The record is from RefSeq and is a predicted model, not a curated record. NCBI's taxonomy places the organism in Eukaryota, Viridiplantae, Streptophyta, Magnoliopsida, Fabales, Fabaceae. The coding region runs from base 1 to 537 and encodes 178 amino acids.